UAUAAAAUCCUCUAAUCGUGUCCAAAAUUCCAUGUAAAAGUGGUUGAUUGCCGCAUCAAUCUUCUUGAGCCCUCUUUCGUCGAUAUUGCAUUCAUGAAGAUUGUCUUAAAAUCCGCAAACUUCAAGAAGAAAGUUAUGAUCGAAACCGCCGCCGCCGCCGCCGCCAUUCCCACUCUCUCUGCUUCCUCCGAUGAAGAAGUGGUCGCCAAUAUAUUGCUGGAUCUACCGAUUCUCAUAGAGGCCCGUUUGCGGUGGGGCAACCAAAAGAGGAGAUCGGCGCCGGCACUGCCUCCGCCGCGGAGAACAGAGAGAGGGCCCAAAUUCAUGGUCGAGUCUUCGAGUCCAGCUACGCCUCUUUCUUUCCCGCCGAGUGAAUCCGACGAAAGGCCCCAGCAGCACAAGAAACCUUCCGACAAAAGGCGUGAAAGAGGUCAAAUCCAUAACAUAGGUUUGGAAAUAGAAAAAGCCCAAGAAAGACCCGGUCAAAUACCUUGUCUGGUUCAUCAGCAGGCGCUAAUUGUGAAUCAGACUCAGACGAUGUUUGGGGGUUAUAGGUUGGUGGUCCCACAUGAGUCAUCGGCGUUUGAUCCGACUACUAGGGUUGUGAUGUUGGCCCAUAUCAGAGCCAAAGCUGCUGAAGCACGAAAGCACAGAAUGGUAGGAAUCAAAGAGAUGAAGCGUUACAUGAAACCUAUAGCGAUUAAAUAAUUUUUGUCAUAUACUCUGUGUGUAUUGUAUUAAUAGGUGGCAUUAACAAUUAAGGACAUUGCAUUAAUUUUUUUGCCCUAAUUCAGAUUGUAGAAUUUGUUGCGGUCUUGUACACAAGUGAGUCACCUCAUGUUGAACAAAUUUUUGACUAGUUUGAUUCUCCUAUUGCUGUAUAUCAUUUUUUUUUUAAAGUCGUUUUCUAAUAUUAAUUUUGGCCUACUGUAGUAAUUUGUCAUGUACAAAUAUUGAUGUGAGAAUCGAACUAUUUGAAAGCAUAGUACGCAGAAUUAUAUAAUUUUGUACCAAAAUCAGAUUGUUUGGGA
Messenger RNA from Cornus florida, 1031 nucleotides. RefSeq lists its product as uncharacterized. The record is from RefSeq and is a predicted model, not a curated record. NCBI's taxonomy places the organism in Eukaryota, Viridiplantae, Streptophyta, Magnoliopsida, Cornales, Cornaceae. The transcript has 2 exons. The coding region runs from base 94 to 708 and encodes 204 amino acids.